AUGCUGUCGAAUUCUCAAAUAAAUCCUUCUGAAAAUCAUGUGUACUACAUGUAUAAUAAAUGGCGUGCUGAAAAGUAUGGUGACCGUAAUGAAUGCAAUCUCCCCGAAAUCAUGCGAGGGAAAAUUGAGAGUUUAAUUGAGAAAGGCUACACGAUACUGUCGAAACCAUAUCCCAGGAUUAUUGUCAUAAUUACGCCUAUAAAGAAACGGGUCUUUCUAUCGACUGCAUAUGAGAAUAUGAUAUUUGUAGACACAACAUCAUCGUGUGACCAGACCAGUUCUGCAAUUACUCUAGUUUUUACAUCUCACAAAAUUGGCGGUCUUCCAUUGGUUUGUGCUAUACAUACCGAGCAAAAUGAACCCAAUUACACACUGGUUUUUGGCACCAUUAAAGAAGCUAUAGAAAAGAACGAGACGAGUAAAAAUUUGAGCCUGAUAUUGUUAUGA
Parnassius apollo (apollo) is the source of this 447-nucleotide messenger RNA. NCBI's taxonomy places the organism in Eukaryota, Metazoa, Arthropoda, Insecta, Lepidoptera, Papilionidae. The record is from the annotation of a GenBank genome assembly.